GCAGUUAGAUUGUACCACUACACAUCUAGAUAGUAGUGUAUCUUUGAGUGAGUGAGAGAGUAUAUUGUAGCGUGUGUUUCUUGAGUGAGAGAGAGAAGAUGGCUAUGGGAAGAGGCAGUGCGAUAGUUAUUGCUAUGAUGCUAGUGGGUAUGCUUAUGGUGUCUCAAGUGGCCGAAGCCGCCACCUACACGGUGGGUGGCACCGGCGGCUGGACCUUCAACGUCGCCGCUUGGCCCAAAGGCAAGCGCUUUAGGGCCGGCGACACCCUCGUGUUCAACUACAACUCGGCCAUUCACAACACCGUGCCGGUGGACAGGGCCGGCUACAACAGCUGCGCGGCCCCUUCGACUGCCAAAGCUUUUCAAACUGGGAAAGAUCAGAUUAAGCUAAAAAAGGGACUGAAUUUCUUCAUCUGCAGUAUUCCUGGCCACUGCCAAUCUGGAAUGAAGAUUGCUGUUAAUGCUGUGUGAUUUUGUCAUACAACGUCAAAUUAAUCUCCCACUAUUUGAUGGAGAGGUGUUAAUAAAUUAUAAUGUAGUGUUUUACUAUAUAACUAAUUAUCAACUUUAGUUUUUGAGUUAAUUUGAGUGGGGUUACUCUAGUUAGUAUUAUGUGUAUUCCCAUGGGAUAUAUGCAAGUUGUUUACUGCUUUUGAAUUGUUGUUACCACUACUUUUUGGUGACAAUGAUUGACAGAUAUUGCUACGAUGCGUGUAAGUUGUCACUUUGCUUUUGUUUUCUUAUUUCUAUAUUGUUUUAAAUACUAUAACGCUUGUUUUGUUGUUA
Salvia splendens (bonfire salvia) is the source of this 785-nucleotide messenger RNA. RefSeq names its product basic blue protein. The transcript has 2 exons. Gene Ontology annotation, cellular component: plasma membrane. Lineage: Eukaryota; Viridiplantae; Streptophyta; Magnoliopsida; Lamiales; Lamiaceae. The record is from RefSeq and is a predicted model, not a curated record. Gene Ontology annotation, molecular function: electron transfer activity. Bases 99 to 470 code for a protein of 123 amino acids.